GACGCCUAGAAUUUAACACCACCUCCGGAUGUUUUCCGUUUGUUCUUCGAUAUAACGAAUUAUUUGUAGAUUUAAUAUAUUUUAAAUAUAGUUUUUUGGUAUGGUGUUGCAAAACGUUGAAUCUCCAAUGGAAUUAAAGUUGCGAGAUCUGCCAAGGGCAGUAAACACAACGACAGUAAAAUGUUCGUAUGCUCUUAAUUCGGUAGUCUCUCCCGUGUGUUCGGCAAGAAUAAGUACUAAUAGCAAUAUAAUAAUUAGUGAAUAAUUUUUAAAGGAAUCAUAAUAAGCAUUCGAAUAAUUUAAUAAAAAUGCAGAAAACAAAUUUCUACGACCCAAACUAUUCGUCUAUUGUUCGUUGUUGUGACGUGUAUUUUUAAUAAUCGCUUCGCUUUGGUUUUAUUGUUCGGAAAAAUUGGUCGCUUAGAUAAGAUCACAUACAUAUAUUUAAAAGUGCAUAUAAAUAAUACACUGAAAAAUAAGUUCAAAGUGAAGGUGAAAAAGUAUCGGAGAUAAUUUCAUGGCCCAUAUAAACUAUGUAUAAAACUCAAAGAUAAAAUCUCAUAGAACGGGCAAGGCAAUGUGUUUACCCUAUUAACUGACAAAUCAAAAACACAUACUUGUUGGGGACUGUGAAUCUGUUGAAACCUAUUAUCAUUUUAUCAACUUCUCUUAGCACAAAAGCAAAAUGACCGACCAAAGCUUUGCAAUGCGUUCCCAACAUAUUAUAGUUGUACUAAUUGUUUUAACAAUUUUUGCUGCACUGACUUUCAGUGAAAGUAUUCCUACUCAAAAUAUGUCACACAAAGAACGAAUUGAUUUGCGGAAUGAAGCCCGUGAAAUGUUUUAUCACGCAUACAGAGCUUAUAUGGAUAACGCUUAUCCAGCAGAUGAAUUAAUGCCCCUUUCUUGCAAGGGGCGGUAUCGCGGCGUUACACCUUCGCGUGGCGAUAUGGAUGACAUUUUGGGCAACUUUUCAAUGACUCUGGUUGAUACCCUUGACACAUUGGUAUUGCUGGGAGAUUUUGAUGAGUUUGAACGAGCUGUUCGCUUAGUAAUACGAGACGUGGCCUUCGACAGCGAUAUAAUAGUUUCCGUUUUUGAGACGAAUAUACGCAUGGUGGGUGGCUUGCUUUCGGCGCAUGUUUUGACAGAGCAUAUACAGAAGAAUAAUGGUGCUAUGCUGUGGUAUAAGGGAGAAAUGUUAGAGAUGGCUCGUGAUCUGGGAUAUCGUUUAUUACCAGCCUUUAACACAUCAACCGGAAUUCCGCAUGCUCGCGUAAAUCUACGUCAUGGCAUGAAAGAUGAGUUGUUAAAAAAGUCACGAGAAACAUGUACGGCAUGCGCUGGGACUAUUUUACUGGAAUUCGCAGCAUUAUCGCGUUUGUCUGGUGAUCCCAUAUUUGAGGCACGUGCACACACUGCCAUGGAUGCGCUUUGGAAGUUGCGGCAUAGAGGUUCUGAUUUAAUGGGCACAGUACUUAAUGUUCAUUCAGGGGACUGGAUACGUCGUGAUUCGGGUGUUGGAGCUGGUAUAGAUUCAUAUUAUGAAUACUUAUUUAAAUCUUACGUGCUACUGGGUGAUGACAAAUACUUAGCACGCUUCAAUCGCCACUACAAUGCAGUUAUGAAAUAUGUUAGCGAAGGUCCAAUGCUUUUGGAUGUACUCAUGCAUAGGCCUCAUGCGAAGUCACGUAAUUUCAUGGAUUCCUUGUUGGCAUUUUGGCCUGGGCUGCAGGUGCUAUCUGGAGACAUAAAACCAGCUGUACAAACCCAUGAAAUGCUUUACCAAGUAAUGCAAAUGCAUACGUUCAUUCCAGAAGCAUUUACUGUCGAUUUUCAAAUUCAUUGGGGGCAACAUCAUCUACGCCCUGAGUUUAUUGAAUCCACAUACUUUCUUUAUCGCGCCACUGGCGAUCAUCAUUAUCUUCAAGUUGGAAAAAAGGCAUUAAAAACAUUGCAGAAAUAUGCAAGAGUUCCUUGUGGAUAUGCGGCUGUAAACGAUGUUCGCACUGGAAAACAUGAAGAUCGGAUGGACUCCUUUGUACUCUCAGAAACGUUCAAGUACUUGUUUCUGCUAUUUUCAGAACCGCAGGAUCUGUUAGUUAAUGUCGACGAAUUUAUUUUCACUACAGAGGCGCACUUGUUGCCACUAACUAUCGCACAACUAGGAAAUACAACAUUUAGUUUUAGGCAAACUGACGAACAUAAUAUGCUGGAUUUUAUGCGUACAUGCCCCAACUCCAACAAACUUUUCCCAGAAAAAAUACGCAAGCCACUGCGCAACUUUAUUACGGGUUCAUGCCCCCGUGCACCCAUCGGAAAAAGAUUACGAGCUUUGGACUUUCAAGCAAGCAAUGCUGAUCAUUUGCGGGCUAUUUACGACAUGGGCAUUACCAUGGUGUCCCUAGGUGAUGGCAAGGUGCGCCUCUUUCAUAGUUUCUAUAACGCGAAGAGCCCAGAAGAUGGGGAAAUGGGUUUACUCUUUAUGCAAGAAAUGCUAGAAUUGACCAAAAUUCAAAGCAUGAACCAACUAGCCCAACUUCAGGCGGUUGCUUAUUCUGUAGAUGGCAACUCCAAUGAGUGGACAGCGUUGAUGGCUGGCCCAUCGCAUUUUAGUCCCGAAUUGGUUGGAGAACAAUUUGUCGAAGGAGAACUGAUUUUUGCAACCCCCUUUCGGGCAUGCAAUGUACUUACAAACAGCGCUGAAAUCAGUGGGAAAGUGCUAAUUGCUGAACGAGGAGACUGCACAUUUGUAAGCAAAGCACGUCUGGCACAAUCAGCUGGCGCUCUUGCACUAAUAGUUUGUGAUAAUGUACCGGGAUCUUCUGGGGAAACCCAACCCAUGUUCGCUAUGUCUGGGGAUGGCACCAAUGACGUUACGAUACCAGUCGUCUUUAUGUAUUCGCUAGAGUUUAAUAAACUCGCUAACAUGAUGGAACGCAAACAAAAAUUGAACGUGCGAAUAAUGCAAAUGAUCGAGUUUAAGCGUUGGAAACUAGCCAAAGAUUCAACACGGCAACCAACUGUAAAAAAUUUCGGAUCGACAAUUGGCACUGAGUCAUACGUCGACCAUAAAACCAACCCAUCAACUGACCGAACAACGCAAUUUCUAGCGUCAGCAGAUGACGUAAAGUCCGAUGAAAAUUUAGCGGGAGCAGUAAACUCAGCUACGACUAAAGUUCCAGUGGCGACGUUGACAACGGCGGAAUCGGAAAACACUAGGGAAGAACUAUAGUGAUGGCGCAAUUCUUCCCAUUCUAAGUAAAUUGAGUGCCCAAAAUUUUUUUUAAAUUAUUAAGUGUACCUUAUGGUUUAAUUAUUUUUUUGAGGGUGAAACAUCUUUUAGAAUAACCAAUUCUCGCCAUGUAAUAACAAAAAAUAUAUACAUAUUGAAAAGUUCCGAAUUCAGUCAAAGCUGAUAAAUAUGUUUAAAUGUAAGGUAUUUCAUAAUAAUACCGAUACAGUGAUACAAUGAUAUAUAUUUGAAUUUUCAGUUAUGUAUAAAUAGGUUUUAUAGAUAUACUGUCGAACUAAUUUAAUUGAGAGAAAUAUAAAUAAGCUGCUAUGCAAUUCGGAAUUCUGUGCAUAUGUAGUUUAAGAACUUUUGCAGUGCAGCUUAUAUAAACGUGAUUAUCUAAUCCUGUAACAUAAUGAAUAUAAUUUAAACAUUAAAACAUUGAAUUUGGUAAACCUAAACCUAAGUAAUACCUCACGAACUAUGAAUGUAUUGUUAACGGUGUGAUGAAGUACGUGUUGAGGUCUAAGAUAAUUUUAUAAUUACGAUUUAGACUACAACAUUUCAAACGCAAUGAAUGAAAAUUAAAUUGUAAUAUAUAGCCUACGAUAUACAGGAAAGUAAUUGAAUUAAAACAUUUGUAUAGAAUAAUUAAA
Messenger RNA from Anastrepha obliqua, 3891 nucleotides. It is a transcript of the gene Edem2, whose product is annotated as ER degradation-enhancing alpha-mannosidase-like protein 3. NCBI's taxonomy places the organism in Eukaryota, Metazoa, Arthropoda, Insecta, Diptera, Tephritidae. Gene Ontology annotation, cellular component: endoplasmic reticulum; membrane. Bases 686 to 3235 code for a protein of 849 amino acids. The transcript is spliced from 7 exons. Gene Ontology annotation, biological process: mannose trimming involved in glycoprotein ERAD pathway; endoplasmic reticulum mannose trimming; carbohydrate metabolic process. Gene Ontology annotation, molecular function: mannosyl-oligosaccharide 1,2-alpha-mannosidase activity; calcium ion binding. The record is from RefSeq and is a predicted model, not a curated record.